Messenger RNA from Paraphaeosphaeria sporulosa, 2438 nucleotides. RefSeq lists its product as uncharacterized. The record is from RefSeq and is a predicted model, not a curated record. Bases 124 to 2097 code for a protein of 657 amino acids. Gene Ontology annotation, biological process: DNA double-strand break attachment to nuclear envelope; double-strand break repair. NCBI's taxonomy places the organism in Eukaryota, Fungi, Ascomycota, Dothideomycetes, Pleosporales, Didymosphaeriaceae. Gene Ontology annotation, cellular component: Cul8-RING ubiquitin ligase complex; nucleus. The transcript has a single exon.
UGCGAGAUGGCUGUGAAGAAGCGGCUGAAUAUUAAGAUUGUGCUCCCGCAUUGGUUCAAUGACUGUUUGAAGGUGGGCUGGCGAGUGAAGGAGCGACCAUACUUACUACCCGACCCUGAAAUCAUGAACGUGGAAGCCGGGGCCAUGCCACCUACUACGACGAGCCCGGGUAUCAAAGAUGCGACGAACCCUGAACCAGCCGGCCCUCCGGCAUCGCCUACUCCCGCACACCGAGCGCAACCACGCGCGAUCAGGGCCUUCGAUGGCAGGAAAGUCAUGCUCGGCGAAGACCUGAAUCUUAAUAGGGAUUUGAAAGAGGUUCUUACGGGAAUGAUCAAGGCAGGCGGAGGCACUAUGACCAACAACAUUCAACAAGCGAACAUCUACGUGUGCAACUACCGCAAGGGCGAUGAUUAUGUCAAGGCUUCACAAAAUAACAAAGACGUGGGUAACUUGAGCUGGCUGUACUUCAUGAUUACCCAUGAUAAGUGGACAAACCCAAUGCGUCGGAUGAUGCAUUAUCCGCGACCGCCACCGCCUGGGAUCGGAAACUUCCAAGACUACAAGAUCAGUAUCUCGAGCUACACAGGAGAAGCACGCGUCUAUCUCGAGAACCUGAUCAAAGCGCUCGGCGCAGAAUUUACGAGAACGUUCAAGCAAGAUAAUACGCAUCUAAUCACAGCACACAGGAAUAGCGAAAAGUGCGAAGCAGCGGAAGAGUGGGGUGUCAACAUCGUCAACCAUCUUUGGCUGGAAGACAGCUAUGCGGAGUGCAAAGAGAAGAGCCUUACGAGCGAACGUUACACGUACUUUCCCCCGCGCAUGAACAUGGGAGAGAUACUUGGUGCCACAGAGAUCAAUCGGGACGCCGUGAGGAAGAUGUUUUUUGCAAAGAGCAAAAAGAAGGAAGCAGAAGCCUUGUCAAACACAACUGCGGGCGGCAGUCGAUCACAUACCGAUGGCGAGGCACACACUCCCCUGGCUGCGAAGGCUUCUCGGCGAACGAAGACGGCUGACGACGUGGCAACGCCCGCUCGAAGUCGCCUUGACGGAAAGGAGAACGAGACACCAGGCACCACAGGUAGUCGCGGAGCCAAAGACCGAGCUUUGUCAAAUCUCCACAAUGUUAUGGAAGAUGUCAAUCAAUACCAGAAGGAGGCAAAACGGAAAGGAGGAGUGGUUCACGGCGGCCGACGGCGGAAGGAAGAUGAGAUCGUAGACAAAGAAACGCGGAAAGGUGGUCGAGACUCAAUCGCAAGCAAGCGCUCCAUCGAGGAAGUCGAAGCGGACGAUGCCAGUACGGAAGACGAAACGGAGCAAACUGCACAGAAGAGCAAGAAGGCCCGCAAAGGACCAAUGACCCAGAUUAAACAUCGCAUGCUCGUCUCGGGCGACAAGCGAUGGCAAGGUGACGGCGACAAGGAAUCGAAGGAUAAGGCGCGCCUCCGCGAGCUCGGCCUUUACAUUCUGGAUGAGCCAAAACGAGUUGACUUCCUCUGCGCGCCGAAGGUUGUGCGUACCCUCAAGUUUGUUGCGGCACUUGCGGAUGGUCCUCAGCUUGUUGGUAGCGAAUAUCUUGACUACGCUAUCAAGCACAACAAGUUGCCUGAUGCAAAGAAGUAUCCACUCGACUACAGUGAAUUCAGGAAGCAACAUGACAUCGACCUUUCGGACGCUAUCACCCGCGCAAAACAAAACAAACAUCGGCUUCUGAAGGACUUCACAAUCUUUUGCACACAGAAGGCGAAGUUCGACGUCUACAAGGAUAUCGUCGCCGCGAAUGGGGGCAAAUGUCUGAAAUGGGACAAUCGUACGACAGCCGUCACAGCGUCAAAGCGCAAGAUCGAUUCACAACCCAAAGAAGUCUCGCAGAACCUGGAAGAGGAUGAAGGUGAUGUUUUGUAUCUCAUCUCGGAACCCCACAAGGACGAGCUCAAGCUAUGGACCAAGUUUCGGGAGCUAGCAGAAAAACACGAUAUGGUGCCACGCAUUGUUUCAAAUGAGUGGCUACUCGGCGUUGCCAUGGCGCAGAAGAUCCACUGGAAGCCGGAAUGGGAGCUCAAGGAGGAAGACAUCAAAGGUGCGGCAAAGAAGUAGGAUUCCGUGGAAUUUUGGCUGGCGGUGGUGGCCUCUCCUUGACUUUUUAUGACAUGAUGAUUGGACCAAGCGUCCGGCGUUGAUACAUGGGCCUAUAGACGCCACUGAUUCCCAACAUGUUUGCUGGGCGACACACUUGCACCGUCUGUAUCGGCGUACUGCCAUAUGCAUCUCACCGUAAUGAUCCGUGUCCAUGUAAGGGUAUUUUUCGCGGGUCGGUUUCGGCUUGCUAUCUUUGGGAUUGAAGGGCUUACUGUACAGCAUUAGCGAGAGUUCGUAUUGUUCAAUGCAUAAUUUGAUACCUUUGAAGUAGCUCUUUUCAAGUGUGCAUCGACCAGUUC